Molecule: messenger RNA, 1767 nt
Organism: Procambarus clarkii (red swamp crayfish)
Lineage: Eukaryota; Metazoa; Arthropoda; Malacostraca; Decapoda; Cambaridae
Source: RefSeq, a predicted model, not a curated record
AUGACAGUGAACGACAAGUGUCGUUCACCCACUCAUAGGCGACACAUCACAGUCAACACAUCACAGGCGACACAUCACAGGCGACACAUCACAGGCAACACAUCACAGUCAACACAUCACAGGCAACACAUCACAGUCAACACAUCACAGGCGACACAUCACAGGCGACACAUCACAGGCGACACAUCACAGGCAACACAUCACAGUCAACACAUCAUAGGCAACACAUCACAGGCAACACAUCACAGGCAACACAUCACAGACAACACAUCACAGGCGACACAUCACAGACAACACAUCACAGGCGACACAUCACAGGCGACACAUCACAGGCGACACAUCACAGACAACACAUCACAGGCGACACAUCACAGACAACACAUCACAGGCAACACAUCACAGUCAACACAUCACAGGCAACACAUCACAGGCGACACAUCACAGUCAACACAUCACAGGCGACACAUCACAGGCGACACAUCACAGGCAACACAUCACAGUCAACACAUCACAGGCAACACAUCACAGUCAACACAUCACAGGCAACACAUCACAGGCGACACAUCACAGGCGACACAUCACAGGCAACACAUCACAGUCAACACAUCACAGGCAACACAUCACAGGCAACACAUCACAGGCAACACAUCACAGACAACACAUCACAGGCGACACAUCACAGACAACACAUCACAGGCGACACAUCACAGGCGACACAUCACAGGCGACACAUCACAGACAACACAUCACAGGCGACACAUCACAGACAACACAUCACAGGCAACACAUCACAGUCAACACAUCACAGGCAACACAUCACAGGCGACACAUCACAGGCGACACAUCACAGGCGACACAUCACAGGCGACACAUCACAGGCGACACAUCACAGGCAACACAUCACAGGCGACACAUCACAGGCGACACAUCACAGGCGACACAUCACAGGCGACACAUCACAGGCGACACAUCACAGACAACACAUCACAGGCGACACAUCACAGACAACACAUCACAGGCAACACAUCACAGACAACACAUCACAGGCAACACAUCACAGUCAACACAUCACAGGCAACACAUCACAGACAACACAUCACAGGCGACACAUCACAGGCGACACAUCACAGGCGACACAUCACAGGCAACACAUCACAGGCGACACAUCACAGUCAACACAUCACAGGCGACACAUCACAGGCAACACAUCACAGGCGACAAAUCACAGGCGACACAUCACAGGCAACACAUCACAGGCAACACAUCACAGGCGACACAUCACAGGCGACACAUCACAGUCAACACAUCACAGGCAACACAUCACAGGCAACACAUCACAGGCGACACAUCACAGUCAACACAUCACAGGCAACACAUCACAGGCAACACAUCACAGGCAACACAUCACAGGCGACACAUCACAGGCGACACAUCACAGGCAACACAUCACAGGCAACACAUCACAGGCAACACAUCACAGUCAACACAUCACAGGCGACACAUCACAGGCGACACAUCACAGGCAACACAUCACAGUCAACACAUCACAGGCAACACAUCACAGGCAACACAUCACAGGCAACACAUCACAGGCAACACAUCACAGGCGACACAUCACAGACACAUCACAGUCACACAUCACAGGCGACACAUCACAGGCAACACAUCACAGGCAACACAUCACAGCUACUUGGUAAUUUAAGCAUGAUAAUCACCUUACUGCGAGAAAAAGGAAAUCUCGCUCCUAAAGGUCGUUUAGCCACGUAA